GUGAACACGGGAAAGCGGCAGAAUGGAGCUGAACACUGGAGUGGGCUGAGGGUGAGGGGCGAGGGCCUGUACAGCUGGGUGGGGUCCUUUGGCCACCAAGGGUUGGAGGCAGGCUGAGCUGCUUUUUGGUGCCCACCAGCUGAGGGAUGGUAGGAGGGCCCCCCUCCCCGCGCCCAGUCUCACCGGCUCGGAGGCGCCAGGGCCCCCCCAAGGGCCAGGGCGGGCUGGGGAAGGUAAUGUAAUUCCGGCCCAGCUAACCCGAUUAUGGCGGCCUGCACCGGGCAGGGCGGCGGCGGGGGCGGGUCUAAGGCUCAGGGGCCCGCCCGCAGGGGUCCCAUCCCGGGGAAGGAUGCAGGGUUCACACACUCCCAGCGCCUGGGUCCGCGGCCAAAGGUCACGAGGUCACUGAGCAGCCUGGCUCUUUCCCCACCUCCCUUGUCUGACAUGCUCCAGGCAUACUUUCUGGGGCUUGGGUGGGGUGCAGACUCCAUGGUAAAGGAGGCGGGUGAGAGCCCUUCUGGGCUUCAGCGAGGUCCCACGUGUCGCCUGCGAUGAUUUUGCCCUCUCACUUUUGAGAGGGAGAGAGUGUGGGAGAAGGCGCAGGAUGGAGGGGAGCAGAGCCACGCCUUGGCACCCCUAUUCUCCGCACUUUGCAGCUGGGGCCAGAACGCCAGCCCCAAGCCCCUUCACCCCAGGUUGGCCACAGCUGAGCCACCAGUCUUCUUUACUUAUUUUAGAAAAUCGAAAUUGUGAGAAACAUAGGGCACCCGUUACUGGCGUGCCGGUACGGAGCUGGGGACCUCACGGAAGAGGCGUGCGGUGCCCUAGGACCAUGAGCCCCGAGGAACUGAUCCCCGCCCUAGCCCACCGAACGCGCCCUGCCAGCCCUCCCCACACCUGAGCUUUUCCUUGGGCCUCCAGAUCGCGGGUCGCCGUUCCCAGCAGCUUCUUACGCAGCCAAGAAGCCACAACGAGAUUUGGUUUUAGAGGGUAUUUAGGCGGGAGCCACAACGAAUCCCAGAGUUGGCGAGCAGGACCCAUCGGGAGGCGGAGAGUGGGGGCUGAGGGAGGGGGCACCUGCCGAGGAAGCCGGCAAGGCCGACGAAGCCCAAAGGCGGAGGCCGGCGAUGAUGGAGGCGCGGUGAGCAUCUUGGCUGACUCAGCGGCCGGCCGGGGCUGGGGCCCCUCCCGCGCAGAGCUUGGUCCCUAACAGCCUCGCCCUCCCCCGCCCCGCAUAGCCUGACCGGCCAGUCUUCCCCCCCGUGUUUGGCGCAAACAGGCGAGGCGUCCCUUCCCCUUUAACGGCCGGGCCCCGCCCCUGCCCUACCUCCAGCCCCCACUAUCCACCCGGGGUGAUCUGUCAGUCACUGCCCUUACCGGAGCGGGCCAACCCUCUCCACCCGGGACUUGGACAGCGGCCCGGCAGCCCAGCGUCCAUCCGCGCUUCAGCGCCAGCAAGGGAGCUCCUGCCCCCCGCCCAGGCGGUGCUCCCCCCGGGAUGCGAGUCCCUGAGUGGACCCCCGGCAGCGGCGGGCACCGGCGCUGUUGCUCCCGGUGCACAGAGAUGCUGCUGUUCCGGGGACCCCGGCGCCCCGCCGUGGCGGACCCCGAGGGCCCCUGAGGCCGCCGCCUGGAGCGCAUCACCGCUGGGCUCCGGCAGCUGCCCAAGGCAACCUCCCCAACCACCGCACCUCCCUGCAGCCUUUCCAGGCCAAGACCCAUGGAGCCGGCGGUACUGGCUCCGCACAACCUCCCGCACCACGAGCCAAUCAGCUUUGGCAUCGAUCAGAUCCUGGGCGGCCCAGAACCCCCCGGGGGCAGCCUAGGCUCGGGUCGUUUGAGCCAGAGCCAUGGGGAGAGCACAGCGUUCCCGGCCGGAUUUCACGGAACCGCCGCGGGUUACGGUCCCACAGGUUCUUUGGCCUCGCUACCCAGCUCCGGAGUGGGCCCGGGAGGCGUGAUCCGUGUCCCGGCUCACCGCCCGCUGCCCGUGCCGCCGCCCGCGGGAGGCGCUCCUGCAGUGCCUGGGCCCUCGGGUUUGGGCGGCGCCGGUGGCUUAACGGGACUCACCUUCCCCUGGAUGGACAGCGGCCGCCGCUUUGCCAAGGACCGGCUCACGGCUGCGCUCUCGCCCUUCUCCGGGACGCGCCGCAUAGGCCACCCCUACCAGAACCGGACCCCGCCGAAGCGGAAGAAGCCGCGCACCUCCUUCUCCCGCUCGCAGGUGCUGGAGCUGGAGCGGCGCUUUCUGCGCCAGAAAUACCUGGCCUCGGCAGAGAGAGCCGCACUGGCCAAGGCCUUGCGCAUGACCGACGCACAGGUCAAGACAUGGUUCCAGAACCGACGCACCAAGUGGCGGCGCCAGACGGCAGAGGAGCGCGAGGCUGAGCGGCACCGUGCGGGCCGCCUGCUCUUGCACCUGCAACAGGACGCGCUCCCGCGGCCCCUGCGGCCACCGCUGCCCCCGGACCCGCUCUGCCUGCAUAACUCGUCGCUCUUCGCACUGCAGAACCUGCAGCCUUGGGCCGAGGACAACAAGGUGGCUUCCGUGUCCGGGCUCGCCUCUGUCGUGUGAACUACACCUGACUGGCCGAGCGCUCUUUCCGGACCCAGGCGCUGCGUGCAGAGCUGGGCCCAAGGCAGUGGAACCCGCGGUCGCCGCGCCCACGGUCCCGCGACCGCCGAGCAUGUGAGGAGCACAGGCCUUGAGGCUGUCGUCGAGGCCUCUUUCGCCACCGGCAGGUUCCUGGCCGGCGUUGAGCGGGUGCGGGGCGCACUCAGACACGACCUUUCCCGCCAUUUUUCGCAACUGCCGUUAUUCGGCGGCUGGAACCCCAGGCGCAAGGAGGCGGGACCUACAGGACUGUAGCCAAUGAGGUGUGGGGAGGGGGCGGGCUGGCCAAUGGGAGCUGCUCUCCUGCGGGACUCCGGACCAGCUGAUGAGGGGCCCGGAGUUGGAGUUCCCGCGGGCGUGAGCCGCGCUCGCUGUAGCGCGUGCUGACUGGGUCUGCGCCAAAGGAAACGAGACGCCAGCCGCCGCGGAGUCAGGGAAGAGGUGCCGCAGCUCGAGAGUCUGGCUGCUUCUGCCAGGAACCAGAGGGCUGUCCACACGGGGCGUUUCAUCCCUCGACUGUAAAAUAAGCGCUAAGGAUUUCUUCCUGA
Messenger RNA from Oryctolagus cuniculus (rabbit), 3162 nucleotides. RefSeq names its product T cell leukemia homeobox 2 (gene TLX2). Gene Ontology annotation, molecular function: RNA polymerase II cis-regulatory region sequence-specific DNA binding; DNA-binding transcription factor activity, RNA polymerase II-specific. The record is from RefSeq and is a predicted model, not a curated record. Gene Ontology annotation, biological process: regulation of transcription by RNA polymerase II; animal organ development. Gene Ontology annotation, cellular component: nucleus. NCBI's taxonomy places the organism in Eukaryota, Metazoa, Chordata, Mammalia, Lagomorpha, Leporidae.